This is a messenger RNA of Lytechinus pictus (painted urchin), 6590 nucleotides long. RefSeq names its product G-protein coupled receptor GRL101-like. Gene Ontology annotation, cellular component: plasma membrane. Gene Ontology annotation, biological process: activation of adenylate cyclase activity; hormone-mediated signaling pathway; adenylate cyclase-activating G protein-coupled receptor signaling pathway. The record is from RefSeq and is a predicted model, not a curated record. Gene Ontology annotation, molecular function: G protein-coupled peptide receptor activity; protein binding. The transcript has 23 exons. Lineage: Eukaryota; Metazoa; Echinodermata; Echinoidea; Temnopleuroida; Toxopneustidae. Bases 277 to 3909 code for a protein of 1210 amino acids.
UGUAGUGUUGGAUACGAUGUAUACUUAGGACCUGUAGAACGCUCUGGGUAUGAGGUCGAAUGCAGGGAGCCGUCCGGUGUACUCGCCUCGGUGAACUACCCAUCCUACGAAGACUCCACGAAUAGUUGGGUCAUCACUACCGGAAGUAAUACCUACAUCGUGGUCAACAAUAUCAUUUUAGAACUGAAAGAGAGUGAAAGCCAUGUGCAAUCACAAAUAGAUCCUAAUCAAUGCCGAAGUUUCCUGAGGAUCAGUGAGAAGGAUGACCUUGGUGAUAUGGAGGAAACUGAGUAUUGUCCGGUCAUUAAUCCGAUAAAAGGGGAACUGGAAACCAGAAAAAAUCGUCUGGAAAUCAGUAUGCAUCUUGACAUUGGAGAUCAGGGAAAAUUCUAUGCAGAAUACCAAAGUCGACAUUUUCCAGGCGUUACGGACAAAUCUCAACCAGGUUAUAUUUGCCAAGACGGCUGGGAUAGAUACUUAAAUUUCUGUUACCAGAUGAUCUCAGCUGAAUCGGAAGUCACGUGGCAUGAGGCAGAAGAGGCGUGUAAAGAUAAAGGGGAGGGGUCCCAUCUUGUCAGUAUCAAGGGAACAGGUGGAAUGGACUUUGUUCAUCAUAAGCUUACCUCUGGUUGGCUGUUGGAGGAGGAAUAUAACUGGGUAUAUAUAGGUCUUAAGCGGAUCGACGAUGAAGGCAAAUUCCGUUGGUCGGAUGGUUCUCCAAUGUCCUUUACUUCAUGGUAUAGAUCUUUUGUUUUCAGUACGUCGAACGAAGUACAUAGCCAGCCCGAUGGCAGUGAACUAGAAGAAUGCACAAUGAUCAUUAUGACACGGGUCAAUUCCGUUGCCCAGUGGCAUGAUGUGACUUGCUCCCGACCUAGCACCAGACAUUACAUUUGCAAACAACCGGCAGUCAAUAAUGUGACAGGGGAAGUCUUUCACACGGAUAACUACACGGUAGUUUACAAUAAGCCAGAUGAAGAUACAUCUUGUCCGCCAUCACUAUAUAUGUGCACAGAUGGGGAGUACUAUAUCCAACGAAUUUUCGUUUGCGACGGCAUCGACCACUGCUAUGACGGGUCGGAUGAGUUGGAUUGUAAAGCACAUGAUGAUGAUGAAUGUCCGAAAGAUUUCUUCAGGUGCACCGAAGGACAGUGUAUAUCGACUUCAUUCCUGUGUGAUAACAUAAAUCAUUGUGAAGACAACUCGGACGAACUGGGAUGCCACUACGCGCCAUGCCGUGAGGAUGAAGUACCUUGUGAGUUUGAUCGUAAUAUAUGUAUCGCGAGCACAAAAAUAUGUGAUCUGAUACAAGACUGCCCUUAUGAAACAGAUGAGACUGACUGUGACGAGGAGCCUUCUUUAUUUCCAUGUUACUCAGGGAGAAUGUUACCAAAAAGCGCCGUUUGUGAUGGGAUGGUUGAUUGCAUCGGUAGCUCGUACGAAGAUGAAUUAAAAUGCGAUUAUAACGAGCCAAAUUACACUUGCGAUCCGGAAACAGAACUUCAAUGCGACAAUGGAAAGUGUGUUGACCUAAAGACGAAAUGUCUGUAUGACGUGGACAGGUUGGGGUUCAUCAUUGGCUGCCGUGAUGUGUCACAUCUUCAAGAUUGUUCGGACUUUGUUUGCCCUCCAUAUACCUUCGGAUGUCCGUUAUCGUAUUGUAUUCCACUGCGCAUGCGCUGUAAUGGAAUCAAGGAUUGCCCAAACGGCCAGGACGAGUUGGAAUGCGAUCAAGACCAAUACAAAUGCCCGAAUUCGAGCUAUGCUUGUCAGCAGCGAUCCGUAGAAGCGAUCGAAGGCCAGAGAAUAUGCCUUGCCCCCGAUCAGAUAUGUGAUGGUCAGACGCAGUGCCCCCAAGGAGAUGACGAAUUGUAUUGUGAUUUUACCUGCCCAAUCAAUUGCACAUGUUUUGGUUUAUCAGUCACGUGUGAAAGACCCUCGUGGAAAAGCCACAAUCCACCAGUCCUUCACAGAGAUAUACGCGUACUACGCAUUUCUGACGUACAACUUGUUCUGGAACCUACUGAUGAGGGCACUCUUUACCGAAAUGACAAUCGUACAGAGUCGGAUGAAGACGAGCCUAUCUCUAUAUCGCUGACUAACCUGCCUUAUCUUGCUGAAUUGGAGCUGACAUCUACUGGAAUCAAACGUCUUACUCCCAGUGUAUUCCUAAACAAUACGAAUCUUUAUAAGAUGAAUCUCUCGGGGAAUGAGUUAGAUGAUAUUGCGGCUGGGGCUCUGUAUCCUCUGAAAAGUUUGAGAAAUUUAGAUAUCACCAAUACAUCAGUGGAUGCUGGACCUAAGAACAAAGAUCUCUUCUUGGGAGUCAACAAUACACUGACAGAAUUGCACGCUGAUAAUUUUGUAUUUUGCUGCUUACUUGAUCCAAACGUCGAGUGCCAGACAGAGAAAGAUCGCUUCUCCUCAUGUGAUAACCUUCUCAACAAUGAACUGCUUCGCAUACUGAUGUGGGUUUUGGGUAUCAGUGCUCUGAUAGGAAACACCUUUGUGGUCUCCUAUCGCAUCCUCCAACGCAAGCGAGUGGAGAAUAGUCAGGUCCAGUCCCACUUGAUUUCAAAUCUGGCGGUUUCCGACCUGAUGAUGGGAGUCUACAUGAUGAUCAUUGCCGCCAAAGACGAGAAUUACCGUGGACACUACUACCUACACUCUGAGUCAUGGAGAAGCAGUGUUCUCUGCAAGACCGCAGGGUUCUUAUCGAUGCUCUCCAGCGAGGUCUCUGUGUUCCUUGUCAUGAUCAUCAGCUUGGAUCGGCUCUUCUGCGUCGUCUUUCCCUUCAGGCAGAGGCUUCACCUAACACCACAUAAGGCUCUGGUCCUUAUCGUCGCGACCUGGAUCUUUUCGUUCCUGCUUAGUCUAGUCCCACUCCUGGUGCCAGACUAUGCAGGGCAUUUCUAUGGGCAGUCCAGCGUAUGCCUUGCCAUUCCCCUAACACCGGAAACAGAACCUGGUUGGGAGUACUCCGUCUUUAUCUUCUUGGGCAUAAACUUCUUCAGUUUCAUGGUAACGCUCAUCUGCUAUGUCGUCAUUUUCGCUGAGGUGUACAGGUCGUCUGCACGAAUGGCUGGGCGGAAGCAGCAAACAUCACAUAGCAGACGGUUGAACAGUCAGAUCAAAUUGGCGUCCAAGAUGGCGCUUAUUGUAGGCACAGAUUUCUGCUGUUGGAUGCCUGUUAUCAUCAUGGGAAUUCUAGCAAAAACCGGUGCUGCCGAAAUACCUGCCGACAUGUAUGCCUGGUCAGCUGUAGUUCUUCUCCCCAUCAACUCCGCUAUAAACCCUUACCUCUACACUCUAUCAAGCCUUCGGCAGCGCAGGAAACAGAGACUAAGAACCAAGGCACUGGCAACGAAUAUGAGCAUGCAAGAUGUCAAUACGAAAACUGAGAUCUCAGUUGAUGAUAAUCUGGACAACAGCAGUUCGGAAGAACCUUGUCAAGUAAACAUCAACCCUCUGUAUGCCAGCCUGGCCAAACAUUGCAUACUGACUCCUUUCACCCACUUUGGCAGAACCACCCAUAUCCAGACCUUGACAGAGUAUAUCAAUCAACGUGGGACAAUGCCUUCCAUGGUGGACAGCGCCCUCAUUCGACGGGAUAUCUCCAAGGCAUUGUCAUACCUGAAGUCCAAGGGGGUGGUGGACAUGGAGCCGGGAGAAGAGAAGAUUGCGGUGCAGCUGAGCUCUGGAGGUGACGUCCGCCAGGCCUUCUUUGUUGUUUACAAUGCCAAGGACGUACAGCGGUUGCUGCAACCAAACAGCAAAUCCUCGAACCUCAACAACCACCUGUCGGAUCAGAGAGAGUAUGUGAAGACCAUGCUGGAAGACCUGCGGGAGAAGGACGAGAAUCUUAAACCCAAGGAUGAUAAUCUUAAAGCAUCCAAAGUUGGAUAUUAGCCCUAUUGUGUCAAUGAGUCAUGGACUUCUAUCUUGAAAAGAGUUCAGUUUAAUCCGAUCAAUCACAACUAUGAAAGGCCAGCAUGCCAACAACUAAUAAACAGAUUUUCCUUCAAAAUGUUUUAACUAUGAUGUAUAUUCGUGCAUACAUAUCACUAACAUGACCAAUAGUGUGUUUCCAACAAAUGUUGUGAAUUAUGAAUUAUGACAUUAUUCAGAUCAAUCACAACUCUCAUGCAUACAUCAUUGAUACGACCAAACAAUGUGUUUCCAAAGGGAUGUUAUAUAUAUAUUUCUCAAUGAAGAAUAAUGACAUACAUGCAUUUCCAUAGUUCAGAUUGAUAAUCAAUCAACAUCUCUUUGCAAGACGGGACCAUGAUGUAGCUUGAGGAAAGCAUCAAAUGUAUCUUGGAUUUCCUUGUGCCACUAUAUCAAUAACAAAUGACGUGCAUUAUUUUUUUAGAGAAUUGUGUCAACAUGUUAUUACUUCACUUGUAGUUUUGUAGCGUCUUUCAAAUGUGAUAUAUACGAAUGAUUGCAGAAAACGUAUUCCACUGCGCUUGAAAUCUUUGAAAUUAGACAUGAUUCCCAAACAGUUGGGAUAUGAGGAGAUUUACAAAGGGUUUUGAUUUCUUUAAGGUAUGACAUAAUGACAUAAUGACAUAAUACUCCCCAGGGAGUGGAGGAUGUGCACACAUUGUGUGCGGGAAUGACUGAUUGAAUCCGACGACCGGGGUAAUAAUAUAUCUGUAAUGCGCUUGGACACGUCGUUCCGAUGUAUUAAGCGCUAUAUAAAAAAGCGGAUUAUUAUUAUUAUUAUUAAUGAGACAAGUUAAUGUAAAAUGGGCUCAGGUUUUCAGCUUCAAACUAAAUUUAUAUCGAAUAAUGAUCAUUUAUCUUUGAAUAAAUACAAAGGGACAAAUUACCAUGAGAAAGUUAUGUGGGAGACCUUGCUUCAUUACGAAGAAGUCUUUAAAUAUUCAUGUACUAAACAUAUAUAGUUUCAGAAAAUAUAUGCUCCAGUACUUUAAAUAUCAAAGCCAGAUUUUAGAUCAAUUUAAAUGGAUGUGAAAGGGAUAUAUUAAAAUCAGAUUCAGAAAAUAGUAGAAAAGAUAUUAAAAGCUCUUUAUCCUUAUCAUGAAGACUUUUCGAUUUCGUUGUACGGGGGUAUUACAGUUUAUCAAUGAAAUUUAAAAAUCGAAUUGAUUUAGUGUAUUUUCCAAUGAUCCUUAUUCAUAUCGUGUUGUAAAUACAAGUAGUAGUCCCCAUGAUUCACUAUAAGAUAUGGGCAGGUUUUUCAGACAUAUACAAUUGAACAUGAAAACAUGAUAAAGGAAUCAUUGUAGAAGUGAAUGUAGAUAUUUAAUAAAUAUUUUAUUACUAAAACUUUGCCUUAAUGAUUGAUUGUAUAGAGGCAAAAAAAAUUACCAAUAGUUUGCUGAAAGGAAGAUGAUACUAGAUUGCAAUGAUGAAUUGUUGUUUCAGGCAGCUUUGAUGUAUAGGAUCAAUCCAUUAUUUCUGAAGGGUUGCAUAUCAUUAAGCUAAGGCGACACCGCAGCCUACCCCAUGAUUCUCAAGUAUUGAAAAAAAAAUUAUAAAAGAGGAAGAAUAUGGACAAAGGAAGAAAGAAGAGUUUGUAACAAAAUUAGGUCAUAUUUUCCAAUUAAUUGUCUACACUAAAAGCAUAAUCUUUUAAUAAUGAAGAUUCAUUUCAAUUACUUGACACUUCCGGCUGGAGAUUUUUACAGAAUGUAAAAUAAAACAUUGGUUGUUGCUCUAAAUAAAAACUUUUUACUAGACCAUUUGGUACAAGUACUGUGUUUUUCAAUGAUGAAUAGGUCAUCCCACCUAGGACAUAAGGUAUUUUCUAAACUUUUCUUGCUUCUCUUCAAGCCACAGUAAAGCAUAAAGUGGCAAUUUAUGGAGACGUUUAUGGAACUUACAAGGGAAUAUAUUUUGAUAUUUUGCGGCUAAUAUCACCCUUUGCCAAUGUGAAAAUCGUUUUAUGUGGUUUUGUUUUGUUGAAUAAAUAUCUUAUUGAUAUUACUUUCACAUUUCAUCCAUUCCAUGUGUAUCAGCCCCGCACCUUGUUACAACAUUUUAAAAUUCAUCUAAAUGACCCAUUCUGGUUGGUUGUUGAGAAGUCAAAUAAUGCUACAAUUACAGGAAAAGAUAGAGAUGUGGCAUUUUUUGUUGAGUAAAUAUCUUACUGAAUUCGCUUCUUCUCUUUCAUCCAUUCCAUUUGUACUAGCGCCAUACUUUGUUACAGCAUAUAUUUAUGUAAAUGCACUUUUGCGGUUGGUUCAAAUCUGUAAUGCUAUAGUUAUACAGGUUAAGCCGAUCCCACUUCGACACACAUUUUAUCGAAUGGUGUAUAUACAUGGGACAGUUUGGGGUAAGUUUCGUCGUUGUGACUAGUGCUUUACAUUUCCUUUUUAAGUUACGUGUGUUGGCAAAGGCCCCCAAAGUAAUCUGAUGGAUAAUAUUUUUGUUAUCAGGUUAUAUUAUGAUGUCGCAGUGAAUCUAUUUUUUCUUGUUUUGCUUAUCCCAUUAUUGUGUAUUUCUUUCAGAAAUGUUUUCUUUUGCCUAGCCAAUGGUAUAGACCAAGUCUUUCAGAAUUUCACCUUGCUUUAAAUGUGCUGUCUUUCUAUUACGAUGAAUAAACUCACUAUAUAAUGAGA